AUGAGUCGUGGGCGAUGCUGGGAGGUGCAGGAUGACUUGUGGGCGCUGCUGGACGUGGCUGAUAGACUCAGUCACCAGUCUGAUACUGAUGACUCAGAGUCUGAGUCCACCCCAGAUGCAGCAGGCACCCCUGGAGCUCCAGAGGGGGAAGGAGGGUCGGCUCCAGCCCCAAACCUCACCAGUAACAGACGACUGCAACAAACACAGGCCCAGGUGGACGAGGUGGUGGACAUCAUGCGCGUGAACGUGGACAAGGUUCUGGAGAGGGACCAGAAGCUGUCGGAGCUGGACGACCGGGCCGACGCGCUGCAGGCCGGCGCCUCGCAGUUCGAGAGCAGCGCCGCCAAGCUCAAGAACAAGUACUGGUGGAAAAACUGCAAGAUGAUGAUAAUGAUGGCUGUCAUUGGUAUUAUAUGUGUGGGAGUUGUCUUCUCUAUAAUUGAGCUCUCUUCUCUUGUCCAGUGUACUUCUUCUACUGAACUGGUCUUCACGGUGGGACUCAAGUGGAAGGACGAGACCAACGACGUCACCACCGAGGUCAAAUCCACACCUCCUCCUCUUCUUCUUCCUCCUCCUCCUCUCACCGAUGCCUUCCUCUGA
Molecule: messenger RNA, 600 nt
Organism: Lampris incognitus (smalleye Pacific opah)
Lineage: Eukaryota; Metazoa; Chordata; Actinopteri; Lampriformes; Lampridae
Product: vesicle-associated membrane protein 2-like
Exons: 5
Coding region: 1-600 (199 amino acids)
Biological process (GO): vesicle-mediated transport; SNARE complex assembly; vesicle fusion
Cellular component (GO): SNARE complex; plasma membrane
Molecular function (GO): syntaxin binding; SNAP receptor activity
Source: RefSeq, a predicted model, not a curated record